Molecule: messenger RNA, 1616 nt
Organism: Stegastes partitus (bicolor damselfish)
Lineage: Eukaryota; Metazoa; Chordata; Actinopteri; Pomacentridae
Product: S-adenosyl-L-methionine-dependent tRNA 4-demethylwyosine synthase-like
Exons: 2
Biological process (GO): wybutosine biosynthetic process
Molecular function (GO): 4 iron, 4 sulfur cluster binding
Source: RefSeq, a predicted model, not a curated record
GGUGUGACGUACUGCGGGGAAAGCUCUGCCAGCAGUCUGACCAUGGCAAACGUUCCCUGGCACCAGGAAGUGGUCGCCUUCGUCCAGCAGCUGGCGGACAUGUUGCCUCAGUAUGAGAUCGCCUGCGAGCACGAACACUCUAACUGUUUGCUCAUUGCACACACCAAGUUCAAGGUGGACGGCGAGUGGUGGACAUGGAUCGACUACGAGCGUUUUCAAGAGCUGGCCCGAGCUCACGAGGAGAGCGGGGGACAGCACAGCUUCUCAGCCCUGGACUACAUGGCCAAAACUCCCAGCUGGGCCCUGUUUGGAGCCCAGGAACAAGGUUUUGACCCUGCCGACACGCGCUUCCAACGGCGCAACAAAACCAAAGACAUCUCGGGAUGCUGACAGAAUAAAGAGAGAGAAAGGGUAGAGGUCGGAUACAUAUUGCGUGAUCGCGAAGUAAAGUACAAAUCAGAAUCUAGGGUUCAGUGUUUUUAUUUUCAUCUUGUUUAAAUCUCUGAGAUUACUUUCUUAGUGUCCGCAGUUGCCCUUGUUCUCAUGUGGACUAAGACUCUCCUUUAAUUUCCUGAUGUUUUUUAUUUUAUUGGCAUCACACCCGAGAUUAGCCAAAACUGCCGAGAUCACUUCCGUCACAUUUAUUUCCAAAACAUUCCCCCUUUGCGUUGGUUUAAAUGCUUCUUUUGCAUCGAGUUCUGAUACGUUCCACUUCUUGAACCGGUGAUUUUCAGACAUUUCCACGACUUUCUUUGUAAUCAUCUGGCAGCACUUUGUUAAAGUUGGCGGCGGCUCCAUCACCCGCCUUGUUUCUAGUAAUUUUUUUUUAAAAAUCAUUUUGAUUCUGUCGGCACAGGAUGUGAUUCACAUGUAAGGAACGGCACCUUUAUUUCUCCUUAUGUUCUCUGUUGGAGCUACACAACUUUCCCAGGCACCUUUCGCUCCUCCUCCCACUCGUUAGGACUGUGGUGGUAUUUGCUUGGCAGCGAGGGGCUCGAGCAGUGAGAGGAGAUCAUCAGGACUCCGCUGGGAGAUUCUCUUUACAGCGCGGGCUUCGUAAUGCUCUCUUUACUGCACAUUUUCAGUUCAGGGGUUGUCUCUCAUUCUCAGCAGCGUCAGCUCCGCCUGGUUCCACUGCUCCAGGGGGUAGAAAGUAUGCAGCGUUUGGCAGGUUUGCUGUGAUGUGGUAAGAAAUCAGCCUAUGGAAAUGGGCAUCAUCUUAUUUAAAUACCUUAGCACUGAAAAUUUGUCAUCAUUUUGGGUUUGACAAUUUGCGCUAAAGAAGGGCUAUAAUGUCUGAUAUGAUAAAGUGGGUAAAGGAAUGGAGACUAAGAAAGUUGUAUUGACGUUGAGGAAAGAAUAAAUCAAAAACACAGAACUGCAAACACCAAAUUCUUGGACAUUGCCAAGUCUUGUAUCAUUCUGUCAGGACAUCUCUGUUAUUUAGUUAAUGUCGUUCUCUGACAAUAAGCGUUAAUUGCAAACUGUUUUUGAACCUCGCUUCCAAGAGAACCAAGCGGUGGGCACGGUCUAAUAUCCAAACGAACAUACUGUAAAAAGAAAAAGAUUUAGUAAGCCCCAAUACAUCCAUCCAUCCAUUGUCUAUACACCGCUUA